Messenger RNA from Aspergillus eucalypticola CBS 122712, 1927 nucleotides. Its product is annotated as Zn(II)2Cys6 transcription factor. Gene Ontology annotation, molecular function: zinc ion binding; DNA-binding transcription factor activity, RNA polymerase II-specific. The record is from RefSeq and is a predicted model, not a curated record. Lineage: Eukaryota; Fungi; Ascomycota; Eurotiomycetes; Eurotiales; Aspergillaceae. The transcript is spliced from 4 exons. The coding region runs from base 160 to 1770 and encodes 536 amino acids. Gene Ontology annotation, biological process: regulation of DNA-templated transcription.
GCUUGCUAUUCUUUUUUUGCACUGGCAUGAAUCACAUCGUCGGUCUCGCAAGCACUGCCUAUUCCUGUUGAAUGCAAAUCACAGCCUCUUCCAUUCUCCGAGCUGACCUGCAUCUGUCCUUGCUUGCAUCUGGUAGCUUCGUCUCCGCCGCUUAUACACAUGGUGUUCCCUGGGAGGCUUAGCACCGGCUGCUAUGUAUGCCGGAGGCGUAAAGUGAAGUGUGAUGGUGCUCGACCAGCAUGCCGUCGCUGCGUCACACACGGAAGGCAGUGUACGGGUUAUCCGGAUGCCUUUGCCUUUCGUGAAUAUAAAGCCACGAAAAAACCUCAAGCAGGCAAGGCAGCAGCCAGGAAACGAACCAAAAAGACGACGGACGGUGAACAACCCGCGAAUGGCUCAACAUCACCGUCCGCGGCAGUAUCAGAUCAAUAUGGAACGGAUACACGUCUGAUUCCCACUAAAUCCCCAUCCACACCACCUAGCCCCCCUGCUGCGAUAACGCCAUGUUUGGAGUGGCAAUCACUCUGUUAUUUCUUUCAUCAGCAUGUCCUGCCCACCGAGAAGUCUCCCUGUGAGGGUCAUCUUGCGUUUCUUCCUGAGCUAUAUCAAGAGAAAGGCAAUGACCCUUCCUUGAGACAUGCCAUCCUUAGCGUAUCCUACCUUUCGUUAUUCAACACCGCUCGCGUAAAUGAGCUCUAUGUGAAUGCUAGGAAGCAUUAUGGCGUGGCAUUGAAAUCGCUCACAGCGUCACUCAGCAACAGGGAGACCUCGACUCAAGACGAGACGUUUGCAGCUGCGCUAUUCUUGAGUAUGUUCAUGGAUCUAAGCGGCGAGAGACAGGGGGCAGUCAAUCCUCAUAUCCCUGGAAUAUGCUCUCUAAUGCAUCUUCGGGGUAGACCAGAGCGCAGUAGCAAAUAUGCCCGCAAACUCUUUGGUUGGGCAUUCACUCAAAUACAAAUUCAAGCGGUAGCGAAUAAUCAGUUUGCGUAUGCCUGCUUGCCAGCGUCUAUCAAUAUGGUGUACAAUCCCGACUACGUGCUACGCUCAGGGAUAAUUACCAGUAUGAUCUCCGAGUUCUGUCAAGGGGCCAGCGAGUUCCGAAGAACCGAACACAACUACCCGCCCACCGCCAGGGCCCGGUUAUUGCAUUCCAUUUUGGGACGGGCGUAUUUCAUCAUGGAACAAAUCAACAUUUGGGACGAGGCAGUCCCGAAACAUUGGAAACGCCAAUUUGUCGUGCCGGGUAUGGGCCAUGUGAAUCAUGCAGAGCAGGCUGCUUCACCAGAUCCAUGGACCCCAUGCUUCUUGGCCGUCGUCCAGGCAGCACAGAUUCUCUAUCUCCUCCACGUGUUCGAGUGUUGGGAGAAGUUCGUUCCAUUUGCAUCUGCGAUAAACGAUGAACAUAUUGAACAUUACCCUGUAGAGACCUUCAGCGGGAUAGACGAUCGGAUCAGAAGCCUGAUAGAGGUGAUUUGCGACACUGUGACUUACACAUUGGGACAUGUCACCCCAAAUCAUGAAUUCCAGCUGCACCCCCACAGCAAGCUGGCGAAUGGAUACACGCUUCUGUGGCCGAUGUGGGUGGUUGUAAAUUCCGGGCUUGCGACAGCAGACCAAUUGACUCUCUGCCGGCUUGCUCUCCAGUGUGUUGGUUCGACCAUGGGUUGCCGGGUGGCCUCUGUCCUGUGCGCAGAUGGUAGACCGGAAGAACCUCGUUCAAGCAUACUUGAACAAUCCUCAAUGACUCGCAGCCUCACGGCGGUGCAGUAAGCUGCAAAUUAUGAACCUUUCAUGCCGUGUUAUGAGACACGAUGAACAUUAUGAUUUAUACCCUCGAUGCUGAGACGACAGCAGUUUGGGCGACUGUAUGCCUGAAAUGAUUUCCCAUGUCGCAUUUUUCCCCCCCAAAAUCUGAAUAACUUUUAUC